CUCACCCCACCGCUCCCCAUCUCUCCAUGGCGGAGCGGGUCCCUUCUCCUUCUCCUCCUCCUCCUCCAGCUGAUUUUUUUUUCUCCUCCGGUACCUACGUCGUUCAGGUCCCCAAAGACCAAAUCUACCGCAUCCCUCCCCCGGAAAACGCCCUCAUUGUUGAGCGSCACCGCAACCCCUCGUCCACCUCCAACCGCCGCCCUUGCUCCUCUUGUUGUUUUCGUUUCAUGCUCCCGCUCGUUGUCGUGAUCCUCCUUGUUGUCCUCCUCGUCAUCCUCAUCCCUCAUCUCCGCAAACCCAAAGCCCCCAUCUUCAAAAUCUCAAAAUUCUCCGCUCCCAGCUCCCGCCAAUUCAACAUCAAACUCAAACUCAAAAACCCAAAUGGAAGUGGCGCCAUUUCGUUUAAACAAGGUGGCCGGGCUUCCGUGUCGUUUAAAGAUCAGGACGUCGCCACUGGGAAGUUCCCGGCCGUCCGGCAGCCGCAUGAUUCCUCCCAAGACGUGGCCUUGGCUCUCCCAACGGCCAAAUCCUUGCCCAAGGAGAUCCAAAAGAGCUUCAAAAACAACAAAACUAAACGCCACGUGUCACUCACUUUAUACAUGAAAUUAUCGGCGGAAACAAAGGCUGCCCAAACGGCAACUCGGAACGACAAAUUUGUUGUCGUUUGCACAUUCACUGUCGACUCCUUGGCCAAGGCCUCUCGGAUAUUGUCUCAAGAAUGUGACACACAAAGACAAUAAUGACCUCGCGCAAAAGGGUAAAUUUGGUAAAAUUACGUUAACAAUUUCCAUAUACCAACUGCUAAUGGAAAUGAUGAUCCAAUAUCCACAUCUUUCGUUUUCGUUUUCGUUUUCGUUUUCGUUUUCGUUUUAAGGGCAGAUUUUCUUUUUCUUUUUUUUUUUUUCCUAAAUGUGAACUUCUUAAUUCUCUGUUGAUUUAUUAAUUUUUAGGGUUUGCGUUUUGUAAUUUGUUUGUAUGAUUCUUCUUGUUUUGUGCUGGAAAAAUGUCACACUGAUCAGUAGCUUG
This is a messenger RNA of Momordica charantia (bitter melon), 1026 nucleotides long. Its product is annotated as NDR1/HIN1-like protein 13. Gene Ontology annotation, biological process: defense response to other organism. The record is from RefSeq and is a predicted model, not a curated record. NCBI's taxonomy places the organism in Eukaryota, Viridiplantae, Streptophyta, Magnoliopsida, Cucurbitales, Cucurbitaceae.